AUGAGGGUCAAUUUCGACAGAAAUUGGACUGACUACGAAGCUGGCUUUGGGAAUAUUCAAGAAGGUAAUUUUUGGCUCGGUAACAAAAUGAUCCACAUGCUUAUGAAAACACCUCGGUUUCUUCGAAUUGAGCUGAGGACAGACAGAAAUGAAAAUGGCUUUGCUGAGUACAGUGACGUUAAAGUGAAUGGUGUGGCUAAUAAAUACCGUCUUCAAAUGGCAUCUCCAAAUGGCUACCGAGGGUCUAUCGGAGACUGUGGUGGUUCUUCUUCAUGGCAGUAUUUCACAACAAAGGACUCGGAUAAUGACAAACAGUCUAACAUCAAUUGUGCUGUGAAAGAUGGUGCUGGCUGGUGGUACAAGAAUUGUGGAUGUGGAAAUCUCAAUAAAAAAGAGGGACCGAAGUGGAAUUCCUGGACCCCACCAGGCAAUUUCGAGUUCAGCGAGAUGAAGAUACGUUGA
Pocillopora verrucosa is the source of this 462-nucleotide messenger RNA. RefSeq names its product ficolin-2-like. Gene Ontology annotation, molecular function: calcium ion binding. The record is from RefSeq and is a predicted model, not a curated record. Lineage: Eukaryota; Metazoa; Cnidaria; Anthozoa; Scleractinia; Pocilloporidae.